AUGGCCACGAUCUGCGAGAUUACCGAGGCUCCCUUUGCGAACGCUAUCUGUCAUCCCUUCACAGCCUCCGAUGGCACUAUUCUUGCCGUCUUCACCCUCGAUCCCGCCAAGGCCAAUGAGGGCAACUUCGACGGCAUGAAGACUGCUGCUAACUCUGGAGCCACUACCUGGGUUCCCAACAAGAAAGCCGGCAACGAGGACUUCUGCAACAACGUCAAUGGUCUUCACUCUGGCCACAUCAACCCCUACAUGCCCCUCGUCUCUGACUGCCUCGCCAUCAAGGACUGGGCUGCCUCCAACGCUGGCCACUGGGCCGUCUCCAAGGCUGACUUGGACAAGCACCGCUGGGUUGCCCUCUCUGUCGCUGGCACCUGCGCCUUUGUCGUCGGCGCCACCAAGGAGAACCGCCCCGAGGCUGGUAUCAAAAUCGGCAACCAGGAUGUCACCGAGAUCAUCCAGCAUGCUAUUUACAAGCAUAGAAUGAUGGACCAGGUCGAGGGCCCUGGAAUCAUCCGCGAUCCUGCCUGUGGUUCUCUCUGCGCCUUCACCGAGCCCCCUUGUCCCAAAGCUGUCUGCCACGAGGUCCUUCUCGACAACGGCAAGUUCAAGGCUAUCUUCACCCUCCCGAAGGUCGGCAAGAACGACUUUUCGAGCGUCGAGGGUGUGAUCUCCCCAGGUGUGGAGGUCAAA
Messenger RNA from Colletotrichum godetiae, 690 nucleotides. RefSeq lists its product as uncharacterized. The transcript is spliced from 2 exons. The annotation marks the transcript as partial. NCBI's taxonomy places the organism in Eukaryota, Fungi, Ascomycota, Sordariomycetes, Glomerellales, Glomerellaceae. The record is from RefSeq and is a predicted model, not a curated record.